CUGAUCCUAGUCAGAUAAGCGUUUUACCUUAAGUGUUAAGCGUUUUGUCACCUUUGAUGUCUUUGAAAACAACAAAAAUAAAUUGCUAUGUUGUUUGCAUCUAUGGAGAUUGAUGACCAAGGUGGCUGGUUUGAUACUCUGCACUCGGAUGAACCAGAAAAGUGGCAGGAUGCACUCCUCUGGUUGAAGAAUUCCGUCAUCGGAAACAACAAACAGAAGCAAAACGCAAUAAACCAUGGAAUUAUUCCAAGAUUGCUACAGUGGCUGGUUGAUGGGGAUGCCCCACAGCACCUGCGCCGGGAAGCGGCCAUCGUCAUGGGAUCCAUGGCUAAGGGAACUGCUGAGAAUAUCAACACCCUGGUGGAGGAAGGAUGCGUGUCAGUUCUUUUGAAGGGUCUCAAGAGCCCAGAUCAGGCGUUUGUUGAAUCGUGCCUUCGAUGCCUGCAGACUAUAUUUCUUCACAACAGCAACUGUGGAAAUCUUAUUUACCAGGAGCCUUCUAUAGUGGAGGACUUGGUGGAAAUCAUGCCCAGAUCUGUGUGCACUCAGGAAUGUGUAGCCAACAUUCUGGCGAGCUCAUGCAAGGAACCGGAGCACCAAUCGAAGCUGUGUGAGUGCGGGCUCAUUCCCAAACUGGUUGACCUCCUGGCUGGCAAGGUCUACAAGGUGCAGAUGCCAGUACUUAAGUGCCUCGCUGGGAUCGUCAGAGAAAACGGGGAAAACUGCGUGGUCGCAUUAACCGCCAUGCACAAUAACGUCCCACUGCCCGACAUGCUGGUUCAGCUCAUGCUACGAGACAGAACCUCAGAGAUGCAGAUUGUUGCGGCCAAGGUGCUUGCAUACCUGUGUGGGGGUGGGGCUCUUGCCCCUCAAGACCCUAGGAUCAUUUCUAAGACGCUGCCAUGCCUGAUACGUAUGUGUAGCCGUGAUCGCACGCUGGAGGAAAAUGUGGAGGGGGCAGAGACUCUUGCCUACCUGCUGGAACAGGAUGGGGAGCUCCAGAGAGUUGCUGCAGUGUCUGAUCACAUCAUCAAGACCCUAGCAGAGUACCUCAAGUACACCGAUGUACAGCAGAUCAACAGAUGUGGGAAACGCAUCGACAUUAACUGGGGAAUUGAGAUGAAGCAGGCAGCAUUCAAAGCGUUUGCAGCUCUCGGGGCCAAUGAGGAGAGCAUUCGAAAACAGGUGAUAGAGACAGAGCAUCUAAUGGAGUAUGUGGUGGUGGGGUUAAACAGUGGCAACAUGAAGGUGGCUGCUGCUGCCAUUCGCUGCCUGCACAGUCUGUCCCGCUCUGUUCAGUUGCUGCGUACCACAAUACAGGACCAUGGCGUCUGGAAACCACUGAUGAAGAUAAUCCAAGAGGGUCCUGAAGAAUUGCUUCCGGUUGCAUCUUCCACCCUAUGUAACUUGCUUCUGGAGUUCUCCCCCAGCAAAGAGUGCAUUUUGGACUGUGGAGCUAUUUCUGUCCUGGUAAACUUGGCAGCACGACCUGAACCCAAUCUUAGGCUUAAUGGCAUCUGGGGAUUAAUGAAUCUGACCUUUCAAGUUGAACAGAAGGUGAAAACAAAAGUGGUGGAAUCCAUUGGUACAGAACGCCUCUUCAGACUGUUAUCCGACCCUGAUGCUAACAUUGUCAUGAAGACGCUUGGUCUAUUGCGCAAUCUUCUGUCAAACAAAUUGCAUAUUGACCAUAUAAUGGGAAUGUAUGGUAACCAGAUCAUGCAGGCAGUUGUGUUCAUUCUGGAGGGAGAGCAUCCGAUACAGGUGAAGGAACAGACACUGUGCAUACUGGCAAAUGUUGCGGACGGUGACAAAGCUAAAGAUCUGAUCAUGGGGAAUGAAGACAUGCUAAAGAAGCUCAUGAACUAUAUGCAAUAUCAGCCGGACGUGAGUCUACAGAUAGCAGCUGUUGCAUGCAUAUCAAACCUGAUCUGGAGUGGCGAAGAUGGUGCCUGUGCAAGACAGGCUAAACUAAGUGAGAUGGGUGUACAAACUCUGCUGCAGAAGUUACUCAGUACCACAGACACGGUUCUCUUUGAAAAGGUUCGGACGGCUGUGCAGCAAUUCUCAUAAAAACAUUUCUUAUGGAACGUAAUAUUGGAAAGAAAAGCAACUGGACGAGGUAGCAUCCAAAUUCUGCAGGAUACACAGCGAUGUCUGAGGACGACUCGUUAAUGCUGGACUAACUUUAAAUUCUUUGUUAGAAAUGUGUUUGUGAUAGCAUUGUUUCGGCUGAAUGCUUACCAUUUAAUAAAGAUGAGUAUACAAAAAGUGCAUGGAAUUAUAAACCUUUUUGAUUUUACGUCGCUAUGUACGCACUGGUAUAUUGUGUUCAUUAAAGUGCUAAUUAAAUAAAA
Dreissena polymorpha is the source of this 2357-nucleotide messenger RNA. RefSeq names its product armadillo repeat-containing protein 8-like. Gene Ontology annotation, cellular component: GID complex. Lineage: Eukaryota; Metazoa; Mollusca; Bivalvia; Myida; Dreissenidae. Gene Ontology annotation, biological process: proteasome-mediated ubiquitin-dependent protein catabolic process. Gene Ontology annotation, molecular function: protein binding. The record is from RefSeq and is a predicted model, not a curated record. The transcript is spliced from 19 exons. Bases 88 to 2073 code for a protein of 661 amino acids.